Molecule: messenger RNA, 567 nt
Organism: Malassezia japonica
Lineage: Eukaryota; Fungi; Basidiomycota; Malasseziomycetes; Malasseziales; Malasseziaceae
Exons: 4
Coding region: 1-567 (188 amino acids)
Molecular function (GO): protein binding
Source: RefSeq, a predicted model, not a curated record
AUGGCGCACGCGUCAGACAUGGCGGCGGAGAAUGGCGCGCGUGCGGACGCGCCGCGCACAGACGACCUGAGCAUGCUUGCUCCCGAUGCAGCAGAAAAGAUUGAGCAGGGGAUUUCGUACAAAAAGGUCGGCAACGAGGCGUUCCUAAAGAAGGACUACUACCUUGCCGGUCUCGACCAGACACCCGCCACAGGGUUGUCUGCGCAGGCAAGGCCCGCAGCGCAGAGCCAAGGCGGUGGCGUACGCACCGACCACCGCGAGCUGAGCCAAGUGCGCUCAAACAUGGCCGCGUGUUAUUUGCAGCUUGGCCGGUAUCACCGCGCGGUCGAAGCGUGUAAUCAAGCCCUUGCGCUCGAUGCGCGCAACGUCAAGGCGAUUUUCCGGAAAGCGCAGGCUCUGCGUAAAGGCGUGAGUGUGUUUGCGGCACACACAUGGCUCGAAUCUGAUACGGCGCGGCCGUUCCUGAACGAUCCUGCGUUCCAAAAAGAGCUGGAAGUGAUUCAGGGCGUGGUCCGCGAGCACGAAAAGAAGAGCGCGGCGGCGAUGCGUGGUUUUUUGUCCAAAUAA